Messenger RNA from Penicillium canariense, 1194 nucleotides. RefSeq names its product ACL4 family protein. Gene Ontology annotation, molecular function: protein binding. Bases 1 to 1194 code for a protein of 397 amino acids. NCBI's taxonomy places the organism in Eukaryota, Fungi, Ascomycota, Eurotiomycetes, Eurotiales, Aspergillaceae. The transcript has 2 exons. The record is from RefSeq and is a predicted model, not a curated record.
AUGGGGAAGCCCAGACCGCAAAAGAAGAAGUCAUCUAAGUCCCGCACGAAAUCCGUCCUCGGCCCUGGUGGCUCGAUCUCGAAACCCAAAAUGUCCCAAGACCCCUCUACAUUACUCGACCAAGCCACGAUCCUCCUCCAGACGGGUCGAGCAGAUGAGGCACUGCCAACAGCACAGCAGGCGCUAGACUUGGCCGCCGGAAAUGCGUCCGCACAACUUCAAGCAGUGAACCUCCUCGGAGAAAUCAACGUCGAGUUGGGUGAUAUCGAUACUGCACGGGAAUACUUCCUCCAUGCCGUCGAGCAGGAUCCCACUGGGUCAAUACCGGAAUCCGAGGGCGGUGGUGCUGAGAAGUUCUUGUGGCUCGCUCAAUUGAGCGAGCAAGGUGGGGUGGACAGUGUCCAGUGGUACGAGAAGGGCGUUUCGUCUCUCAGGCAGACUCUUCAAGCCCUUGAAGGAAAGGCUGGGACGGAGGAUAUUGCCACUGCCGAGGAGAAGAAAGCCAAGUUGUCUAAUGCGCUCUGCGCCGUUGCGGAGAUCUAUAUGACCGAUCUUUCCUGGGAAGAAGAUGCAGAGUCACGAUGUGAAGCGCUUAUUACGGAGGCCCUGGCUGCCACACCUAACGCACCGGAGGUCCUGCAGACUUUCGCAUCCAUUCGGAUAUCACAACUGAAAACCGAGGAAGCUCAGGAAGCACUCAGACAAAGUAUUGGCCUGUGGAAGGAUUUGGCUCCCGAGGACCCUAAAGUGCCAGACUUCGCGGUGCGCAUUAGUCUUGCCCGUCUUCUGAUGGAGGUGACACUAGAGUUUGAGGCUCUGGAAGUCCUCGAGCGUCUGAUUCUCGAGGAUGAUCAAAGUGUGGAGGCGUGGUACCUCGGCGGUUGGUGUCUCUAUCUGCUGGCGGAGAAGCAACAAGCGCCGAAGGACAUUGCCGCUGAUGAAGCCGCUGAAUCGCCGCGGCACGCAUCUUUGCUUGCCAGUCGAGAGUGGCUCAAGCAGAGCUUGAAGCUUUACGAUCUUCUGGAGUACGAAGAUGAGCGUCUCCAAACCCACGCUCUGGAGCUGAUCCAAGGGAUGGUUGACGAAAUCGGGGAAGACAUGGAUGAUAGUGAGGCCGAGGGUGAAGGCGAAGACUGGGAUGAGGAGAUUGAGGCGGACUCUGAUGACGAAGAUCACGAAAUGGCCGACUCAUAG